Molecule: messenger RNA, 4004 nt
Organism: Setaria italica (foxtail millet)
Lineage: Eukaryota; Viridiplantae; Streptophyta; Magnoliopsida; Poales; Poaceae
Product: disease resistance protein RPM1
Exons: 3
Coding region: 275-3733 (1152 amino acids)
Biological process (GO): defense response to other organism
Molecular function (GO): ADP binding
Source: RefSeq, a predicted model, not a curated record
UUGUGGAGGGCUAACAUUCGCCCGAUUCCAGUCGCUCCCCACCAAGCCAGAAAAUGAACGGCAAAGGCGGAGAUGCCCUCAGGCCUUAUCAACUUCUAGUUGCGUGGUUGGUGAGCUGUGACUGAGAGCUUUCCCCAUCCCCAGCUGCAGAUAUCUAGAUCUGGCCAUCCCUCGGUGCCAAGAACUUGUCCAUUCUAGAUCUGCCAUCUAGCGCUAAAUAAAGCAGUCGUCGCUGCAUAAAUCCACACCAGAGACUAUACUAGAGGUGAGAGACAUGGAGGAUUCAGCGGUGAGCUCGUGCAAGUCCGCGCUGGACAUUGUUAUCGACCACGCCAAAUCCAUGGUUGCCGAUGAGGACGCCCUGCAGCUGGGUGUGCAGCGCGAUGUGGCCAUCAUCGCUGACGAGUUCGAGAUGAUGAGAUACUUCCUCAUGACGACCGGAGACCAGGACCAAGAUCGGGGCUGGGUGAAGCAGGUCCGCGACCUGGCCUACGACGUCGAGGAGGUCCUCAAGAGCUUCGCCGCCAAGGUGGACCAACUGGAGAAGCCGUCCCGGUGGCGCAUCCCCCGCAUCCUCUGUGAGCGGCGCAGGGCUACCCUUGAGGUGAAGGCGCUCUUGGCAAGGGUCGCGGACCAGGCGUUUGCUAGCAAGAGGAGCCUGUACAGCCGCCUCGUCAAGGGCUCCGACGCCGACCAUGCCACCCAAGCGGUGGCGGAGCAGUCUGGCAUCUUCUCGGCGAUAGCUGCCAUCGACCAAGCAAGGCGUGCCGCUGCUGCGGGGGCGGACGACUCGACGGUGGACCUCCUCCGGCUGAUCAACGACGGGGUCAAGGACCUCAGGGUGAUUGUGGUAUGGGGAACAAGUUUCCAUCUUGGCAACACUUCUGCCGUCAAGGAGGCCUAUCGUGACGGUGGGUGUGAACAUGGAAAUGCAAAGUUUGGCUGCCGGGCUUGGGUCAGAUUGGCAAGUGCCUCCGGUCAGGAUGAAUUUUUAAGGAAUUUGGUAAGCCAACUCUCCGCUGAUGUAACCGGAGAUCAGCGUGACCUCGCGGAAUUGAAGGAAAUGGCGACGGAAAUUUUGAGUGAGACAAGGUUCCUGAUGGUCAUCGAUGGCCUAUGCUCCAUAGCUGACUGGGAGUGGAUCAAAGCCUACUUCCCCGACAAGAAGAACGGCAGCCGAAUCAUCGUCUCCACGCGGCAAGUUGAAAUUGCAAGUUUGUGCGCGGAGCGACAUUACCAGGUUUCAGAGCUCACGCAGUUGGCACCUGAUCAGGCUCUUUACUUGUUCCACCAUAAGGCUAAACCUCAAGAUGAUUCAGCCAAAACCAUCUCCAACUCGAGCCCAAUGGUAUUUGCUGACGAAUUUGUCUCUGGGAGGAACGAAGAAAUAGCCAAACUUCUCCAAUUAAUUCGUCAGGGACACAACUACCCCGGCUGCGAGGUGAUUUCAGUGAUCGGAAUGGGAGGUGUUGGAAAAACCACUCUCGUGAGAAGCGUCUAUAAAGAUAAAGAACUUGAUAGCUUGUUUCAAAAUCGUGCUUGGAUCACUGUGCAACGUCCUUUCAGUGUUUUGUCUUCCCUUAGGAGCAUUGCUCGGCAAUUGUAUGGGCCAAAUGCAGGUCGGGAGAUUGAAACGGUGGGAUUAGAGGAAACGAUCGACGAGAUUACUAGGCUCCUGUGCGCGGGGAAGUGCCUUAUUGUCCUUGAUGACCUAACAUCUACCGCAGAUUGGGAUUUGUUUAUUAAUUACCUGGAAAAAACUGCGGUAAUUGUAGUCACCACAAGGGACUACAAAUUGGCAAGACAUUGUUCGAGGGAUGGAAACGUGCUCAAAGUUGAAUUCCUGCAAGACAAUUAUGCAUUUGAGCUCUUCAAAAGAAAGGUGUUUAAGAAGGAUGAUGAACCUUUUUCUUCAAGCCCUGAUUUGAUGGACGAAGCGAAACUUAUCCUAAAGAAGUGCGGUGGACUUCCCCUUGCAAUAUCCGUGAUUGGUAGCUUCUUGUCUGAUAAGCCUAAAACCAGACUUGAAUGGAGGAAGUUGAAUUCUAAAUUGGGGAUUAGUGAACCGCUACAGACGAUGAGAAACAUCCUUGUUAGGAGCUAUAAUGAUCUUCCUUAUCAUCUAAAGUCUUGUUUUCUGUACAUGGCCAUUUUCCCGGAGGACUAUAACAUUAAGCGGAAACGCUUGAUUAGGUUGUGGGUUGCAGAGGGUUACUCAAGGGAAAUGCAAAACCUGACUGCAGAGGAAGUUGGAGACGAGUACUUCGCUGAGCUAUUGGACAGAAGUAUGAUUAUACCAGUAAAAAAGGUAACCCAUAGCACUGGGAAAAUUUUUUCAUGUGUGCUCCAUGAUCUUAUCCGUGAAAUCUGCGUCUCAGAGUCAAUGAAGGUAGAACUUGUAUUUACACUGGAGGAAGGGUGGAGUUCAAACACAAAAACUAAAGUACGUCAGCUCGCCAUAAGCAACAACUGGAAAAGAGACAAGGAUGAAUUUGAAAGAACUCUGGACUUGUCGCAUGUACGGUCACUUAUCGUGUUUGGGGAGUGGAUGCCCUUUUUCAUCACAGACACCAUGAAGUUUGUUCAUGUACUUGACUUGGAAGGUGCUUCAGGACUAAAAGAUCAUCAUCUCAAUCAAAUUUGCCAGCUGGUUCACCUGAAGUACCUUUCUCUAAGAGGAUGUAAGGAUAUUUUCAAAAUGCCUGAGUCGUUGGGGAAUUUGAGGCAACUCCACACAAUGGAUAUAAGAGGUACAUAUAUAUUCCAAUUGCCUUCCAGCUUUAACAAGCUUCGGAAGCUGCAGCAGCUUCAUGCAUCUGCUUGGUUUAAAGAUGAACACAAAGUAGGGCCCUCCAUAUCAAAUGAGCGUGUAACGGAAAAUUUGAAGAGACGUGAUAAACUGAAACUAUCCUUUUGCUACGACAAGAACUUUCACUUUCUAGGUCGUAAUGUAUCGUGUGUUGUGCAAGUUCCAAGAGGGAUUGGUAAACUGAAUGCACUACGCACGUUGGGUUACGUCCGUUUUGGACAUGGAAAGAGAAAUGCGUCUGUGAAAGAACUUAUAGGACUGACUCAAUUGCGUAAGUUAGAGUUACACGGUGUCGACAGAACAAACUGUAGGGAUUUCUGGUCUGCCAUUGCUGGUCACAAUCAUCUGCUGUCUUUAUCAGUGAAUAGGGACUGUGUGGCAGAUGAUUUGGAUUGGCAUUUGGGUGGGAGCUUGUCACCUCCAAAAUUCCUCAAGAACCUUAAGCUGUGGGGCCGUUUAGUAAGAGUACUGGAAUGGGUACAGCAGCUUCAGUAUCUAUCAAAGUUGCAGCUACAUCGCAGCGGACUGAAGCAAGAUGCCAUAGAAGCCAUCGGGAAGCUGCCAAAUCUUGGGAUCCUACGUUUUUGGAAAUCUUCGUUUGUAGAGGGAGAGCUCAAAAUCAAAGGGGGAUCGUUUCCCAGUCUCAUUCUGCUGGACCUUCGUGAAUUGGAUGCCGUUACAAUUGUGGAGUUUGAAGAUGGUGGAAUGCCUAAACUCGAGCGGCUGCAAGCUGCCGGUUGGAGCAAACUGAACGAAUUCUUGGGGCUAGGGUAUCUCAAGAGGCUCAAGGAAAUUCAGCUGGAUCCCAAGUUCAGUGACGAAUUCAUUGGAAAUGUACGUCGCCAAAAGGAGGAGCAUCCUAACAAUUUCAGUUUGAAGCUGAAGUCAGAGCAGUCUACAAUGGUUCGUGACUUGGAGGACUAGUCCUAAUCAGUUGUAACUCGUGACUUCCACGAUCUGUUUCUACAUCUCAAAUUCUCAAUAUAUCCAUGCAUCUCCAUCCCAAAAUACAGGCUCAGCUGCUUGCUCUGGUCUAUACCACCGACCACUAAUCCUAUAUAACUUACUUAGAGGGUACCACCUGAGGUAUCAAUAUUCUAUAGUAUCAAUCUUUUGUAGUUUUGUACCAAUAUACCACAUCUCUAAAUUAAAUUGCUCGCUUUCAAGCGCAGAAAAGUGCUCAGUUAUUUGAGCC